This is a messenger RNA of Rotaria sp. Silwood2, 204 nucleotides long. The record is from the annotation of a GenBank genome assembly. Lineage: Eukaryota; Metazoa; Rotifera; Eurotatoria; Philodinida; Philodinidae.
AUGAUAAAUGAUACGUCAAAUUCAGUGACAGCUAAAGUAAAUCAUUUGAUUAUAUUGGAAUCAGAGAUUCCAUUUGAAGCUAAAUGUGUUAUUAAUUUAAUUGUUGCUGCAAAAAAAUUAGUAAAAUAUGUAAAAUUAAUCAGUAUCAAUCAAGCUGUUGAAGAUAAACCAUCGCCACGAUUGGUACAAUGUACAAUUGUUUGA